This is a messenger RNA of Rubroshorea leprosula, 907 nucleotides long. Lineage: Eukaryota; Viridiplantae; Streptophyta; Magnoliopsida; Malvales; Dipterocarpaceae. The record is from the annotation of a GenBank genome assembly.
AAAUAAGAUCUAUAGAGACGCAAACGCAGGGUGAGGUAUUGUAUUUGGGUUCGAAAUUCUGUUUGCAGAAAAGAAGAAAAGGGGAAAAAAAUGGCUCUGAAUCCUCAGUUGUUCCCAAAUGGCAUGCCGGUGCCCUUCCUCAACGAGAUGUUCGUUCUCUCCAGAGGCGGCGUCGAGUUCGAGAUCGACAAAGUCCCAGGAGCUCAAGGUCAUGGGGGUCAUGUUAAAGCUAAGGGGACAAUCUACUUGUCUAAUGUAAGGAUGGUCUUUGUUGCAAAUAAGCCUGUUGGGAACUUCGUCGCUUUUGAUAUUCCCAUGCUCUAUGUUCAUGGUGAGAAAUUUAACCAACCAAUAUUUCACUGCAACAAUAUUUCUGGCCAAGUAGAGCCUGUGGUCCCAGAGAAUGAGCACAGGGCCCUGUACUCCACUUAUUCCUUUAAAAUUCUGUUCAAGGAAGGUGGUUGUGGAACUUUUGUUCCUCUGUUUCUAAACUUGAUCUCUUCUGUGAGACGAUACAAUCAACAAGCAACUCCUGUAUCAGAGCCUCAUGUAGAUCCUUUACAAGCAGCACAAACUCCAGUUGAUGAAAUGAUGAGACAUGCAUAUGUUGACCCUAAUGAUCCAACGAGAAUCUUUUUGCAGCAGCCAACUCCAGAGUCUCAGCUGAGGCGGCGAACUUACCAGUCCCAACCAGCUGAGCAAUACUGAUUUAAACUUCACAUUUUCGAAAGAAACAAGUAAUAUAAUCGUAUUUGUGUAGUUAAGUGCGUAAUAUACCAUGACAUAAAAAAUCAUCUAUUGCGUGUUUUCUUGCCCCAAAAUGUGUGGAUAAUUGUUUCUUAUUGAUAAAUAAAAUGUUUCUGUGUCUUCUGUGUGUAUAUCGGGCAUGGCCGCAUGGUUUAGAUCU